AUGCUCGGUCAGCAGCUUAAGGUCAGUGCUACUCCAGAAGAAGACAGCAGGUCCAUCCGAGUGUCUAACAUCCCUGCGGGUCUGAGUAGGGACAAAUUGGAGAUCCACUUCCAAAGGACAUCCAAUGGAGGGGGUGACAUUGAGUCCAUCACCAUGGUAACAGACACGGAAGCAAAGAUCACCUACCUGGAUGGUGCAGCUGUGGAGACAGUUCUGGCAAGACCACAGGUCCUGAAAGGUGUUGAAGUAAGAGUUCAGAAGUGGACUCCACCAGAAGAGGACAUAAAGGAAAGUUAG
Molecule: messenger RNA, 297 nt
Organism: Branchiostoma floridae (Florida lancelet)
Lineage: Eukaryota; Metazoa; Chordata; Leptocardii; Amphioxiformes; Branchiostomatidae
Product: protein mono-ADP-ribosyltransferase PARP14-like
Exons: 4
Coding region: 1-297 (98 amino acids)
Molecular function (GO): nucleic acid binding
Source: RefSeq, a predicted model, not a curated record